CCCAAGCGCUGUCAGGGAGAGAGGGAGCGGAUGUGAGCGGAGCGGCCACUUCCUGUUUCCUUACUGCUCGCUGCCCUCGCGCUUUGGGUGGUGGCCGUUGCCUCGUCGCCGAUAACCGUUCCCCCCCUCCGCCCUCCCCCGUCAGCACGUUUUAAAAAAAAGAAGCUGAGGCGGCCGCGACCCUCCCCCCUUUCCUCGUUCCCCGUCACGAAAUCUCGCGGGGGUUCCGCGGCCCUCCCAAGAGAGCAGCAACAGGAGGAGGCCUCGAGAACCGGCACGAAGCAGCCUCAGCAGCAGCCGCGGCCGCCGCCCCGAUGCAGGCCAUCAAGUGUGUGGUGGUGGGAGACGGUGCUGUAGGUAAAACAUGCCUACUUAUCAGUUAUACAACCAAUGCAUUUCCUGGAGAAUACAUACCCACUGUCUUCGAUAACUAUUCUGCCAAUGUGAUGGUUGAUGGGAAGCCAGUCAACCUGGGCUUGUGGGAUACAGCUGGACAAGAAGAUUAUGACAGACUGCGCCCACUAUCCUAUCCACAGACAGUUGAAGGAACGAAUGGUAAGGAUUUAACUCCCAGGGUGAAGCGUCAACCUUUCUGUGAUGUCUUCUUAAUUUGCUUCUCCCUUGUGAGUCCUGCAUCCUUUGAAAAUGUCCGCGCAAAGUGGUAUCCUGAAGUGCGGCACCAUUGCCCCAAUACUCCCAUCAUACUCGUGGGCACCAAACUGGAUCUCAGAGAUGACAAAGACACAAUUGAAAAACUGAAGGAGAAGAAGCUUACUCCCAUCACUUACCCACAAGGCCUUGCCAUGGCAAAAGAGAUUGGUGCGGUGAAAUACCUAGAAUGCUCAGCGCUUACACAGCGAGGCCUCAAGACAGUCUUUGAUGAAGCUAUCCGAGCAGUUCUCUGCCCCCCUCCUGUAAAGAAGAGGAAGAGAAAGUGCCUGCUGCUGUAAUGUUCCUGUUCCCCACCCAACCCCUCUCCAAACCUUCUGUGCUUUGCUCAGAACAGUGGAGCAUUCACAUCAAUGCCAAGUUCUUGUUUAAAAAAAUUAGUUUUCUUCCAUUACUUUUUUUUUUUGAACCAAUCAUCAAUUUACAUUUCCCUUUUCUCUAAAGGAUUUGAUUUCUUUUUUUCUCCUUCUACUAAAGAGAUCUUUUAAAAAAGAGACAAACCUAUAUGAAAGCCUUAUUUUUUCCAAGUCCUCUUGCUCAGAUUAAUCAAGCGUUGCCAAAUUAUCUGCUCAUCUCUGUUGCAUUACUGUGCUUUGUCUGCAGAGCACGAAACCUGUUUUUUAAAAAAGGCAAACAGGCACCUUUCGAGAACUAACAUGUUAGGAAUUGCAAAACUUUAUAGUUCUCUUCUCCCAGGUAAUUAUUGUAUCAUUAAGAAAGUGCUGCUGUUUUAACACAUUCAUCUAGUCAAUGGUCAUUGCAUAGCAUCUUCCAAUCAUGCCUGAACAAACGCAAUAACUGACGACAUACCAGAUUGUCCUCUUAAAAAAUGCUUUUCUGCCUAUUCUUUGUGAAAUGUAUUCUCUAUACCGCAGUAUAUUUUGUGGGAUGGAUGCAUUGAUCAAGAGAGGUUGCCCAACAGUAUUGACUCUGUGUACUGAUCACUUUGCACUACAGAAUAGUUGAACUGAAUAGAUUUUCUGUUGUAUGAAAAAAACAAUAAAAUGAAACCCUCAUUACAAUUAAACAGUAGCUGAAGGGAGGCUAGUAUUUUCAUUUUUUUAUAUUUCCCAGUAGGGCAUUCAUGAACUGCAGUCUCAGAUUGGUCAUUCCUCCUCCCACCACGGGUUUUCAUUAGAUACUUUUUUGGUUAGAUUCUUCCUACUGAGCAAUAUAACUUGUAUCUUACAGAAUUUCUGAUUAUAUUUCAUUUUUUUUGGUAGGUUAGCAUAUUCAUAGCUCCCCCCUCCUAGUAUUAUACAUGCUUUUGAGGAGCUUUCUUUAGUCUUUAAGUGACUCGGUGUAAAAAUCAUGUGCAGCAGCUUUACCAGUUCUAGUCAUUUUUUAUACUUUGCCACCUUAAUGAUCUUUACUGUAUAUCACCAUUUGCCAGGUAUCCUGACACAGUAACCUUACUAAUUCUGAUGCUGUCCUUUUAAUACCAUCAUACAACCUGUUUGAUCUAGUAACAGUAACCGGUUUGUGAGGUUCUGUAACCGAGUGCUAACAAUGUUCUGUACAUCUCAAACUCUGGCAGGAACACUACAAUGAACUACAACCUUUCACCUACUAGAACAAAAUAUAUAUGGAGUUUGCAAGAUUGUGAAGUUUUUACAUUUGAUCUUUUUGGUAAUGCAAUUUAGCAGUAUGUUUUGCAUGUAUGACUUAAUAAAUUCUUGAAUCAUU
Molecule: messenger RNA, 2355 nt
Organism: Eublepharis macularius
Lineage: Eukaryota; Metazoa; Chordata; Lepidosauria; Squamata; Eublepharidae
Gene: RAC1
Product: Rac family small GTPase 1
Exons: 7
Coding region: 315-950 (211 amino acids)
Biological process (GO): regulation of cell shape; small GTPase-mediated signal transduction; regulation of actin cytoskeleton organization
Cellular component (GO): cytoskeleton; cell cortex; dendritic spine
Molecular function (GO): GTP binding; protein kinase binding; GTPase activity
Source: RefSeq, a predicted model, not a curated record